UUCUGGAAAAUGGCCACCCCAGCACACUCCCUGGAACCCGAAGGCUGCAACAAGAAUCUGACAUAUCUUCCACCCCGCAGUUUUGGGAAAGUUUGCCCUUGGAGUGAUUUCUCCCAUUCCCUACUCUCCACUACAAAACCUUCUCAGACUUUGUCCCGCCUCCUCCUGCAUCCUCAGACACCAAGCUACAGGUUGCCAACUCUCAGACCAAUAAAAGUGUGCUUGUCCCACCUCUGACUUAUUUAUUAUAGAGCGGAGGAGCGGGAAGACCCGGGGUACCUGGAAAUGAGCCCUGGGGUUCUCCUCUGCUCCCGCCCAGCACUCCGCCCACUUCCCCCUCUCUCUCCCCCGGGCGAGGGUGGCCCUGCCCCUGCGUCUGGGAGGCUUAGCGGCUGGAGCACCGAUUCUUCCAUGCUCACUGCUUAACGCCCGCCGAGCAGGAAGUUCUGACGCCUGGAGCCAUGGAUAACUUUCACCUGAUUAAGAUCAUUGGGGAAGGCACCUUUGGGAAGGUGUACUUGGCUAAAGAUAAAUCAGAAAGCAGUCACUGUGUCAUAAAAGAAAUCAGUUUGACAAAGGAAAAAGAGGCCUCAAAGAACGAAGUGAUUCUUCUGGCUAGGAUGGAGCAUCCCAAUAUCGUAACCUUCUUCAGCUCGUUUCAAGAGAACGGCAGGCUGUUUAUUGUAAUGGAAUACUGUGAUGGAGGGGAUCUCAUGCAGAGGAUCCAGAGGCAGCGGGGAGUGAUGUUCAGCGAAGACCAGAUCCUGUGUUGGUUUGUACAGAUUUCUCUAGGACUGAAGCAUAUUCAUGACAGGAAGAUUUUACACAGGGACAUAAAAUCUCAGAAUAUUUUUCUUAGCAAGAAUGGAAUGGUUGCCAAGCUCGGGGACUUUGGAACAGCAAGAACACUGAAUGACUCCAUGGAACUUGCUCAAACAUGUGCUGGGACACCUUACUACCUGUCCCCAGAGAUCUGUCAGAACAGGCCAUACAACAAUAAAACGGACAUCUGGUCUCUUGGCUGUGUCUUAUAUGAGCUCUGCACACUCAAGCAUCCUUUUGAGAGCAACAACUUCCACCAUCUGGUUCUGAAGAUUUGUCAAGGACGUGUUGCUCCCAUAUCACCCCACUUCUCUCGUGACCUACAGUCCUUGAUACCUCAGCUCUUCAGAGUGUCUCCUCAGGACCGGCCAUCCGUUACGUCCCUUUUGAAAAGACCCUUUUUAGAAACUCUCAUUGCCCGAUCCUUGUAUCCUGAGGUCUGUUCAAGAAGAAUCCAGUCCCACGCUCACAUGGAGAACAUGGCCAUUGGCCCCACAGCUUGUUGGAGAGUUAGUCCAUGGUCUGCUGCCUACCUUCAGAGGAAAUUUGAAGCUCAGCAAUAUAAGUUAAAAGUGGAAAGACAAUUGGGUCUUCGUCCAUCUUCUGUGGAACCACAUCCAAACGAGGGAGAAAAGCUACAAAGUCAUUGGGAGGAGACUAAAUUCCAGGAGCUUCAAUACAGGAAGAACAAAAUGAAGGACCAGGAAUAUUGGAAACAGCUGGAAGAAAUCCGCCAACAGUACCACAACGACAUGAAGGAAAUUAAAAAGAAAAUGGGGAGAGAGCUGAAGGAGAGUGCAAACCUCAGUCAUAGAACCUAUUUGGUUAAGAGGAGUAACCUGUCCUCCCGCCCUGAUGCACCUGAGGAAGAAGUCUCCAAGCAGAGAGUGGUAAAGUUUGAAAUCAGCCUAGACAAGUGUAUUUCAGAGGAAGACACCGUCCAGGAGAAUGAGGCAGUGGAUAAACUAAAUGCUACUUUAAGCUUUGAAGAUGGCACGAAGUUUCAGGAGCACAGAUGUAAGGAGGAACAUGAAGACUAUACAGACAGAGCCUUUGAAGAACUCUGUGGCCCAGAAGCAGAGGGUUUCUUUCAGGAUGUCAUUGCCGCAGAGAACAGGAGGCAGUGGGAUGCCGGGGCACCUCACACUCUGCUGCGAAUAAUGGCAAUGGCAGAUGUCACCUCCACCUGCCCCACCAUGCCGGAUGAUGGCCAAGUGAUUGUGAUGGAAGGCAGUGUAGAGAAUGGGAAGCAGUGGUGGCUGGAUGUGCCAGGGACCCCGUGUGCUUUGGCAGCAGAGUGUGCCUGCAGUGGCUCAUUGUCUGCCAGUAAAGGAGAAACCGUAGCCCAUGAACCUGUCUGCAAAAUCAACCACAUUUUAGGACACAAGGCAAGUCUUGACAAAUUUGCAAAAGAAGUUCAAAUAACACCCUUCAUAUUAUCUAACCACAGAGGAAUAAAGACUGGACAUCAACAGUGAGAGAAACGACAGAAAGUUACACAAACUCAUGGAAGUAAAAGGACAUACAACUGAGUGGAAGGAAACUGGGUCACUGGAGGAGUCAGAAGGAAGUUUAACAAGUCCUAGUACUGAAUGAAGAUGGAAACAUGACAUACCUAAACCUGUGAGACACAAUGCCAGCAUUCGUAAGAGCAGAGGUUAUAGCACCAUGGGCCUAUGGAAGAUUCUUGGAAGAUUGACUGUGCCUGAUUGUCUUGGAAAAAUAAGAGCAAACAACACUGAAAAAAAAAAAAGAGUAGAUGGGAAGAGAAAAUAACAGGGCUCAAACUAGCAAGACAGAAGGAACAGCAACAAAGCAUAGGAAACUCAAUGUAAGGAAGAGUCAGUGCUUUGAAAAGCUGAGUUACUAAUACCAUUCACCUCUAAAACCUCGUGAGCUGGGACUCCAUAGUUCACUUUGCACUCAGUACUAUUGUCUUCCAAGCGCCUACUAGGAGGACCCAUUAAGCCCCACUUACAGUAUUCAACCACUUUCCUAGUCCAAAGUUCCAAAGUUUUCCAAAUUCCUCCAAGAAAUAGCAUGGGAGGGCCUGUCAUCUCAGUAGCCCACUCCUUGAUACCAAACUCAUACCUUAGUUACUUCCCUAUUGCUAUUCUUAGGCAGUUUUAUAAUGGAAAAGAGCAAGCACGGUAAAAAGAAAUACAAAAUGUACAGUUGGAAGCAGAAGAGAACACCAGGAAAUGUAAUGUUGGAGCCAUGGCUUGUGCCAAAAGAGAGGCCAGAAUGAAGGGAGUGAUAUUCUCAGGCUGGGACUCUACCCAGCUAAUCCUGCAACCUGUGAAAAGAAAAAGCCUAAGGAAUUUUUCUAUCCUAUAAAGAAACAACAAAAGCUAUAGAAAUCUAAUUCAAUUAGGGAGUCAUACCCCAUCCAAGCAGCCAACUGACCUUGAGGUCUUGUCACAGCAAUAGAAAAAGUAACUAAGACACCAGAGUAGAUCUUACACACAGCCCAGGCUGGCUGCAAACUCAUUUAACCUCCUGCCUCUGCUUCCCAAGUGCUGUGAUUCCUGGCAGACAUCACCAUGCCCACCCAGAUCAAGAACUUCUGAGAUAAGAAUGAGUACAGAGGGACUGGAGAAAUGGCUCAGUGGUUAAGAGCACUGGCUGCUCUU
Messenger RNA from Mus musculus (house mouse), 3455 nucleotides. RefSeq names its product NIMA (never in mitosis gene a)-related expressed kinase 5 (gene Nek5). The record is from RefSeq and is a predicted model, not a curated record. NCBI's taxonomy places the organism in Eukaryota, Metazoa, Chordata, Mammalia, Rodentia, Muridae. Gene Ontology annotation, molecular function: protein serine/threonine kinase activity; protein kinase activity; ATP binding. Gene Ontology annotation, cellular component: cilium; motile cilium. Bases 462 to 2300 code for a protein of 612 amino acids. The transcript is spliced from 19 exons.